Molecule: messenger RNA, 7133 nt
Organism: Macrobrachium nipponense
Lineage: Eukaryota; Metazoa; Arthropoda; Malacostraca; Decapoda; Palaemonidae
Product: zinc finger protein 585B-like
Exons: 2
Coding region: 1065-3596 (843 amino acids)
Biological process (GO): regulation of transcription by RNA polymerase II
Cellular component (GO): nucleus
Molecular function (GO): DNA-binding transcription factor activity, RNA polymerase II-specific
Source: RefSeq, a predicted model, not a curated record
GAUAAUGUUUACAUUUGUUGACGGCUGACGGUUCCCUAUAAUAUGUCGUGUUAUGGCAGCUGACUGACCCCGAUUCAAGGGUCAAGAUGGACUUUUCCAUGUGGACGUCGUUAUUUUAAGUGGAAAUUGACAGGACAAUCGCCGGUGUACCGUAACUAAGGCCAGUUGAUGUGAAAAUACGAUAGAAUACCAGGCUAUCAAUUGUUGGUUUACGAACGAGAACACAGUUCAACAACCCCCUUUAGUCGUUAGUUCAAAUUAAGAUCCAGGCCAGAGAAGUGAAUAAUCAGGAUUCAGUCAUCAAAAUCACAGUUAAAGUAAUCCAACUACAAAUAACGAGGGCUAAAGCAUCAGUGCAAUAUAAAAGAUGGGUAUAGGACUGCUUUGAUUUGGAGAAAAUCAUCUUUUAAUACUCUUUGAAAUGCAAACAAAUGUAAGUUAUAUUCCAGUUCCUGUAGUAGUCGUUGUUUACAAAAACCAUGAACCAGUAUGGCAGACGUCUGCAAAAUAGAACACUCAUAUUUGAAAAAAGAAGAAAACAAAGCAUAGUAAAAUUAAAUAUACAUCAUUAAUAGUGCAUUGAUUUAGAUAUAAUAAAAAGUUUUUGCAUUAUGAAUUGAAUAUGUGCAUUUGUGCUGAUUAAUAUUCUUUUUCAUUCUGAAAGAGGUCUUGAUUUUUAUGAAUGUAACCUGAAGUGUACUUUUUUUAGAUUAUGGCAAUUGAAGGUUUGAUAUCACCAAAGAAGUUCACAAAAAAUGUAGAAAUAUUAUAAAGAAAAAUCAUUUUUAGUGAGUUUUGCUUGUGACUGAGAUGUUCUGAAUGACAUGCAAGAGAGAUACAAGUGUAUUUGAUGUUCCAGUAGUAAUUGGAAAGUGAAUUAGCAAGCAGCGGUUUUUGAAUCAUUAGUGAUUUUCUUUGACAGAUUAUUUUAUAAAAGUAGAUCUGGAAACCUUCGUUUUGUAUCUUGAGAAAUUUCUCUUUCUUAAUAUCACAUAAUGAAAUACUGAUUGUCAUAAUUUUGAGGCAAGAAACUGUCUUGAGAAAAUUUAUGGAAGCAUUCUAGUAUGGCUUUCUCACAGAAAGAUGUUAUAUGUUCUUCCAAAGAAAAUGAAGAAGAAUAUGCAUAUAGUCAUGAUCUUGACAUGCAAGUAGAAACUGAUACCGAAGGUCAGAGCUGUAUGAAUAAAACAUAUGAUGAGCAAAUUAUUGAGUGUUCCUCUGAAGAACAGAAUUGUAAAGUAAACUGUGCAGCUUAUGAGAAAAUGGUAACUCUUACUAAUAAGGAAAAGUUUAUCUGCAAUGAGUGUGGAAAGAGGUUUGUGUUUAAAGGGAAACUCACCGAGCAUAUGAGAAUUCACACAGGAGAGAAACCUUUUAUUUGUACAGUGUGUGGAAAAGCCUUCAAACAGAAAGUGCAUCUUGAAAAACAUGGCAUCACUCAUACAACUGGAAAACCGCAUGACUGUCAGGAUUGCGGAAAGAAAUUCAGUCGGGUAGAAACACUAAAACGCCACAAGAGGUCUCAUCACGGAGAUAAGUUAUUUGUUUGCACAGAUUGCGGAGAAAAUUUUACUCAAAAAGGCCUUUUUGAAGUUCAUGUGAAAAUUCACACAAAUGAUGAACUAAUUAUUGAUACUGAAUGUGAAAAUGGUUUAAUUCAGAAAGCUGGUAUUAAGAAGUACUAUAACACAAAUAAAACUAAAGGUAAACUAUACCCUUGUCUUGGUGACGAAAAAGCUCUUAUCCAAAGUAAACACACCAUUAAAUGUAAAAGAAUCUGCUCUAAAGAUAGGCCACACAUUUGUUCCACUUGUGGGAAAAGAUUUAUCCACAAAGGCCACCUUAGUAAACAUGAAAAAGCUCACCUUGAUGGAAUGCCAUCCUCACACAAAAGAUCAAAAAAAAAAUUUGGCGAACAACCUGUUACUGAUGUAGCUUUGCUUAGGCAGGAAGAAAUUUUCUUCAGUGAGGAUACUAAAAUAAUGAAAAACCAAAGAAAUAACUUUGGAAUGUCAGUGGUAGUAGAAGGUGAAAAUUUUCACCCUUCCAUUGAGCACGAAACAGAAUAUGAGGAGAAGGAUCCACUUAAAUUGAACCAUGAAAAUUGGACUACUCCAGCUGAGUCUCAAGUAAUGCAUCCUUUGCUUGACAAAAUAUUUUUGUGUAAAGAAUGUGGGAGAAUAUUCAGUGAUAAAGAACACCUGACUCAGCAUGUGGAUACUCAUGCUUUUGAGAAACCAUUUGUUUGUAAAGAAUGUGGAGAGAUAUUUACUCAAACUCAGGCAUUGGAAUUGCAUAUGAGAACACAUACAGGGGACAAAUUGUUUAUUUGUGCCGAGUGCAGAAAAGGAUUCUCUCAAAGAGAGCAUCUUGAAAUUCACAUGAAAAUUCACACAAACGACCAGCCAUUUAUGUGUGAAAUUUGUGGAGAGGGUUACAUUGAGGAAGCCGACUGGAAAAUGCACAUGAAAACUCAUACUGGUGAUAAAGCUUACACUUGUUUAGAAUGUGGGAAAGGUUUUACCCGAAAAGAUACUUUUAUUCUGCAUAAAUCAAUACAUACAGGACAGAGGCCAUUUGAAUGCGAUACCUGUGGUAAAGUCUUUAAACACAAGGGAAGUUUAAUAAACCAUGAAAGGACUCACCCAGGAAACAAAGUAUUUAUUGAUGGUCAUUUUGAAGAGGAACGCAUUGAAGUUGAGUUAACUGACAUAAAUGUGUUUAACAACAAAAAUUAUGUCGACAAGAAGCUCAGUGUAACGAAAAGCUCCAAUUGCAUUCUUCCAAUGGAGAAAAACAUUUGGCUUCCACCAAAGGAGUGUGACAGGGAAUUUGGAGAAAAUAAUACUAACAAAUUGCCUCUGGAAAAAUGUGCCAAGUCUGCAGAGCCAGGGACUCCCAUUUGUGACAAACCAUUUAUUUGCAACAUAUGUGGAAAGGUAUGUGGUCAGAGAGAUCAAUUUGAUAAGCACAUUAGUUCUCACAAUGUCCGAAGACCAUUCGAGUGCGAGGAAUGCGGAAAAAAGUUUGCUCACAGUGGCACUUUGAAUUUGCAUAAAAGAACUCACACCGGAAGGAAGUUAUUCGUUUGCUCAGAAUGUGGAAAAACAUUUACCCAGAAAGGACAUUUUAGAGUUCACAUGAGAAUCCAUACAGGAGACAGACCGUUUCCUUGUGAAGUCUGUGGUCGAGCAUACAGCCAGAAGAAUGACCUCGAUGUACACAUGAGAAUUCAUACUGGUGAAAGGCCUUACACCUGCACAGUGUGUGGAAAGAGUUUUGGUCGGAAAGAUAUUCUUGGUAAACAUAAAAGGACUCACACAGGUGAUAAACCCUUCACCUGUCAUUAUUGUGGUAAGAGUUUUAGACAGAAGGGUCACCUGGAUAAGCAUACAAGGACUCAUUUAAGAGGUAAUAUGGUUAUGAGUGAUUUGUAUAGAGUAAGACAAACUAAUAUUACUGAUAAGAGUUUAGAAAAGAACUCGAGAGACACUUUGGUACGUGGCGAGACGAAAACAGUGAAAAGUCCAGAGAGUAGCCUUGAAGUUAUUGAAAAGGUAGAGGAAGAAGUGAUAUUUGGUGGUGAAUUUAGUUAAGAAUAUUGCAAGAAACUAUGUUGUGCAGCUUGAAAAAAUAUGGUUAUAAUUAAAAUUUAUGUGAAACUUGAUCCAUUAGAAAAUUUGGUGAAUUGGGAAAGCAUUAGGUAAUGAGAAGAAUAUGAUUUCUUUGGUUUAUGAAAAUUUAUAUUAUUUCAUUAUUAGUAGUGAAUAAUUGUUCAUAGAAUCUGUUCUGUUGUUAUUGUUUUAUUUUGUAUUUUUUGGAUCAAAAGGUCAGCAUUUAGACUUUGCUAAAUCUGCCAAUGCUGACAAAAAAAAAUGGUUGCAAUUUUCUAAAAGUACCUGAUCAGGACUCUGGAAUAACUGUGCUCCGCUUACCAUCUGGUCUCUGGAUAGACACUUCUUUUCCGGAUACCUGUUGCGCUGCUUAUUUAGUAGUAUCUCCAAAGGUUUUCUUUGUUCCCAAUGUGAUUCCUGAUCUUAGCAUCAUUUUCCUUUUGAUAUUUUUGUUUUUGUUUCUAGUAGCCUUUGUUUCCUAUGAUUUGGCGAGACUCCUGAAUGUGCUUGCUUUAUUUAACUCAUAAGGCACAAUAGGCUGUUUUCUUUCUCCUUUUAAAUCUUCAGCUGAAAACCCUCAUGGGCUAAAGGUAACAUGCUUGCUUGCCUCAUGAUAUUUUAGCCGUAUGGGCAUCUUUCAAUGUCUAUGAAUGGCACGAUUGCCAUACCUUCUUGAAUAUUUAGGACAUUUACUUUUCCUUCUAAAAUCAUUGCAAGUUUCUAAAUAAAGGCAGUCCUCGGCUUACAACGUUCCGAGGUUACAGCGCUUUUCAAUUAUAUUUAUCAGAAAUUAUUUCCAGGUUCAUGACGCACGUUCCAGGGUUACGGCGCUUACAACGCUGAUCUGGCAGAAGAAAUAUGACUCCAAAAAUGCAAAAUAAUCAUUGUUUGAAAGUUUUUUUUAUGAAAAAUGCAAUAAGAAUACAGUUUACAUAGUUUUUAAUGCACCCAAAGCAUUAAAAGUAAGGUUUUCUUAGGAUUUUUGAUGAUGUUAUGGCUUACGACGAUUUUCAGCUUACAACAUGUUUCAAGAACGGAACCCCCGUCGUAACCCGGGGACUGCCUGUAACCAUAUUAUAUUGGUUAUUGACAGCUUAACAUUAUUUGACAUACGUAUACUACUUUAAAGUUCUGUUCUUUUGCAUGUUCUUUAUCCCCCCCAGAAUAUUUGCCAUUCUUUUGUCUAUCUCCAGUAAUUAUAUUCUCGCCCCAUCCUAUUUUGUUCUUACUGAAUUUUAAAUUUCCUUUUCCUCAUGUGUUAACUGUUUACGUCUUUUGAUUAUUAUCUAAGUGGUGAUCUAAAAACCCCAUUGAGUUGGAUAACUUCUGCUUAUUUUCCUAUCUCUUUUCUCCUACUUCCAUAAAUAUCCACACUUCUUAAGAGAUGUCAUGAUUAAAAUGUCAAAAUUUGUUUCAAGAAAAAAAAAGGCUCUUUACAUAGAAGACAUCAGUUCUUUCUUUCUUUAUUCCAGGUAUUAAAGUUGUUCAUUUUUGUCUUCCAUAUGCAGUUGGAUCACCACCUGUGACCUUUGUGGUUGCCAUACCAGAUAAUUUGUAAUCGAUAAAUCUUUCUUGCUCAAGGAAGGAAAAUUCGUACUUGAUAAGCUGGUAGAUGAUGGCACAUAGAGCACAGGCUGUCCAAAGUGCUGAUGUUGGCAUGUUUGGAAAGUUGCAUCAGCCGAUUAUUAAUCAUUGUGUUUUGGAUUCAAUAGUAAAAUCCUCAGAGUCAACUAGUUCCUUCCAUCGGAAAUUUCCUGUUUCACCCAAAACCUAUUACUUGACAUUAGCUUAAUCAGUGGUUCUAGUCGAUCUCCAGAUAUGUCCUUGAUAACAAAGAAUCUCCCCUUUAUAUACACCUGCCUGAAUAUGCAUCCUUGUCCCUGAGCACCACCUAAUAGUGGAACUGACCAUUCUGCUUGUCUGUUGUAUAAACAACACUUGCAGUUCUGUUUCAAAAGAUUCUUAGCUUAAAAUUAUAUUAGAAUCAUUCAUGAAAUCAUCACAACCCUUAAACCUUUGCUAAGUUUACAAUUUCAUAAAAACUUGGUGGUGGUAUUUGGCCUUAUUAUCACCCUUUUUGCCCUACUAUUUGUCUGUGUGUACACUUGACUGGCCAAAAUGCUUUCCUUAGUGUCAGUACCUAUCAGCAACACUCUUUAAUUAUGGUGCACUUCAUUGAAUGGCUGGAAUUGAAGAUGAAAAUGCAUCAGGAGGAUCAGUUACUGGAAGGACUACUGGACUUAAUGAGCCCCCUCUUUUGCAGUAGCCAAACAAGCUGAAACAGCUGCAGACCCAGCAGAAGAGGAAGGUGCAGGAGACAGCUCCUUCUAUACCAGGUUGAUCAGGAAUGCUGCAGAAGACAGUUUAUCUAAGAUGUUGAAAGUAGGCCAAAUCUUCCGCAGGAACUCUAGAGGUAUCAUCUUGGUGUCUAGAACAUGAAGAUCUGAUGAGGCUAAGGACAAGACAGUUGUAGAUAGUGCACCACCACCAAUAGCUUCUUAAUCCAAAUAAAUAAAUCUCGUAUUCAUCUGGAGAAGAGAGUGAGCAAAUCUCAUCUACUCUUCACAGCUGCUGACAAAAGGAGAGAGGUAUUCCCCCACUCAUCCUUCAUAACCACUAGUUAAUGACUCUGUUGCCAAGUUCAAAGACUAAGUUUGACCCACAUACAUAUUGAGAUAGUUGCAGAGGAGGAGGACUUUUCUGGGAUAUUCUGGAGGUGGCUGUUACCACAGAUUAAGCAGACUUGAGGUUAAUGGGUAUGUACGUGAAAAAGACUAUUUUUAAAAUAAUAUUUUUGGUACUGAGAACUUUCAUUUAUAUCACACGUGGCUUAAACUGUUUAUCCGUAGUUGUGUGGAUCAACAGUGCAAAGUUUCCAGAAUGAACCAUUUCCUCAGAUACCAUAGGAUCUUUUUAUAGGAAGAAAACUACUUGUAUGCAACAUGUGCAAUCAUAAAGUGCAAUACUACUAACAAAUCUUAUGUUAAGUCAUUCGAAUAAAAUAAUAAUGAGUUUUAGACAUAUAAUAGAUUUAUUAAAAAUUCCUCAUAGUAGCACGAGUCUUCAAAUGGAGAAACAAAUCCACAGUUAUGUAAAUGUACAUAUAUUUAAGUUUAAAACAGAAAGGAUAGCUUUCGGGAAUCUGUACGGUUCCCCUUAUCAAUCUCUAAGGGGAACCGUACAGAUUCCCGAAAGCUAUCCUUUCUGUUUUAAACUUAAAUAUAUGUACAUUUACAUAACUGUGGAUUUGUUUCUCCAUAGAUUUAUUAUUAAACAAGUAUAGUGUAACAAAACAACAGGAGGUUAUGUCUUUUGUACUGCACCUUGAUGUAUUUCUUUUAUAAGUGUAUGAAUGGGAUGUGUUAAUGGUAGUUAAUAUGUACAGUAUUUGUAUCUACUGUAAACAGUAUUAAAUGGGAUCUUGGAGCAAAUUUUCCCAUAGCCACUUCAUUUACUUUUUAGUUUUCCAAGUUUUUACUUGUAGAUAUAUUACAUAUUCUAAUAAAAGGGAAUUUCAAA